AUGUCACAUAGAUUAACGACAACAGAAAAUGUGGAUACUAUUGGAGCAGCAAACAUUUUAAUCGACAAGCUAUUUGCAUCAUUACUUCGAGCUCCUGAUCCAUCUUGGGCGAACUUUGUAGAGAAAAUGAAAGAAGACAUUCGACUGCUAGUCUGCGAAGCGAAUACACACAGGCACACAUCAACUUGCUAUAAAUACUCGAAGAAUGCCUUGCUAAAAAUAUGUAGAAUGCGUAUGCCUCGGGAAAUAUUCCUAAUAACAACAAUUGAUCCAGACUCAGGCGAGAUACGAAUGCGUCGUUCACAUCCGAUGAUCAACAACUUUAAUCAAUUUAUCAUAUGUGCAUGCCGUUGUAACAUGGACAUCAAAUUUAUCUGGUCGGGCACGGAUGCAAAAGCGCUCGUGUAUUAUUGUACCGACUAUAUUACAAAGACAAAUUUAUCCUUCCAUGAUACAUUUUCUCUUAUGCAGAAGGCCGUUCAACCAAACGAUAACAACAACAUAACUGAAAGUUCUGUCGACAAAGCUCGAAAGCUUGUCUUACGAUGCUACAAUUCUCUUGCUUCACAGCAAGAACUUUCUGGCGUUCAAGUAGCUACUUAUCUACUGGAUUACGGCGAUCAUUACACCAGUUAUGAAUUUGCUAAUAUAUUUCUCAUUGCUGUCGAACGCCACCUUCAAAACGAGCUUGAAGAAAGUAGAGCUUCUCUCGCUUCAGCUUCUACAACUACACAUGCGACGAAUAAUAAUCCAAUCAACUUUAUCGAGAAUGAAGAAGAAUAUGAUGCCUCUACGACAGAAGAACAGUUCUCAAUUGAACAAACUAGUGAUACUCAAAAAGUAGUUCUCGUCAAUCUGAGAAUCGACUACCAAUGUCGUUCCCCUGAACUAGAGUCAGUUUGUUUAUACGACUUCGUUAGCUUCUUUCAUCGUAAGCCAUUCACUGAUAAGGAUCGAAAUAUGACCGAACAACAAUUCACAAAUGCUGAAGAUAUUCGGCUAAAUCCAGGUCGUCCACGCCAAGAGAGAUAUACAUUUAUGAGGGAACAUCCACAAGCAAUUUCUCAUGGCAUCAUUAAACGUCUUAACCCUGUUACCCCUGUACUUCUUGGUCCACAGAUUCCUCGUAGAGACAGAGAAGAAACUCAAGAACGAUAUAGUCGAGCAAUAGCUACUCUCUUUAUUCCAUGGAGAAGUGCUAAAGAUCUUUGUGCUGCCAAUCAGAGUUGGCGCGAAGCACUUUCCUUUCGGCAAGAAAGUAUUUCAACAGAAUCAAAACAGAUUAUCGAAAAUAUUCAACUCUUGCAUGAGUGCAAAAAAGAUCGUGAUGCACAUUUACAACAAGUUAUUGCAAAUGUUCAAGCUAGUGACGAAAUAGAUCCUCGUCUUUUUCCUCGAAACAUGCGUAUAGACGACAGUGACGAAGAUGAUGAUUUAGAUCAAAAUGAAAAUUAUUUGAAUCUACUCGAUAACCUAGCAGAUAAUAAUCCAACGUCUGGUAUCAGUCAUCUUCCUGAAAAAGAGCAACUUUAUCAAGAUGAAGCACUUCGCACCCUUCAUGGAGUUGGGCGAUUUGCCAAUUGUACCAGACGUGAUCAACCGUCUAUGGUAUCCACUUCUCUGUCGCAUUUUUCUGUCAAAACUCGGCAUUCAGCACAGCAAAAUGCUGAAUGGCAAGCUGCCAUAAAAUCUGAUGCUCUUCGAAGACGACAACAAAGUAUCGUAGAGGAUACUCCUUUAUCACCAAAUCAUACUUCUAACCAACUCGUCUCGACUACUACUACUAGCUGUGUUGGAGGAAGUCCAAACCAAAUGAGUGAUCGAAUUCAAUCUGUUACAACGGAUGCAUCAACGAUUCCAACUCGUCGCCAAGUUUGUGAGAUGUUCACACUCAAUGAUGAACAAGCACGAGCUUUUUACAUCGUCUGCAGACAUGCUGAUGGAGAAAGUCAUCUAAAGAUAGGCAACAAACAACAGCAAUUGAUCAUGUGCGUACCAGGAUCUGGAGGAACAGGAAAAUCUCGUCUCAUCGAGGCGAUCACUUAUUAUUUCGUUGAAACCCAACGAAAGCAGAAACUUCGAAAGCUUGGGCCCACAGCAGUAUCAGCCUCACUCAUCGGAGGCCAUACAAUUCAUUCUUUCUUAGGAUACUUACGUAGUACUAAACGCCAAAAGAAGACGUCAAAACCAGGCUCAUCGAAUAUUGAAAACGAUUGGAAACAUGUGGAUUAUCUGAUUAUCGACGAAAUUUCUAUGGUUGGCCUUCGAUUAUUAGCUCAAUUAAAUGAGCUACUCACUAGUGGAAAGCGAGCACCACCUGAGGUACCUUUUGGUGGUAUUAACAUUAUUCUUCUUGGCGAUUAUAUACAAUAUAUGCCAGUUCUCGACAAACCUCUAUAUUCAAAUCUAGAGCGUGGCUCGUCUUCGCGUUUAUCGACAGAAACUGAUAUUCAGUAUGGAGUUGGACGAUCAUUGGUCCUACAAAUCAAUACAGUCACGAAAUUGUCACAGCAGAUGAGAACUGAAGAUCAAAAAUACUUGACUCUUCUCAACCAUCUUCGUUUAGGACAAACCACACGCGAUGAUUUUGAUUAUCUAUGUACACGAAUUAUCGGUCCAAGACAAGCUGUUCAAUCAUUAAGAGAGAAACCUUGGUGCGAUGCACCUAUACUCGUCUUUCGUAAUCAGCUACGAACUGAAAUAAACAAUCGAGCAGCCCUCGACAAAGCCAAAGAAGCCGGUAUCCCACUAGUCGUUGUUGUAGCACAUGAUAAAAUUCGUUCAAAAAUUUCCGAAGAUGAUGUGAUAUACGAACGUCUCCUCCAUAUACCUGACAACAAGACUGAACUUCUUCCCGGCCUUUUGCCUUUGGUACCAAACAUGCCUGUACUUCUCACCGAUAACAUUGCGUGUGAACUAGGACUUUCGAAUGGUACACAAGGAAUUUUUCGAGAGCUCGUAUACGAGGAUCAGGAGGAGCCAGGAGAUAAUUUAUACAUCAUUAUGUCACAUAUAUUGACGACAACAGACAAUUUUGAUACUAUGGGAGCAGCAAACAUUUUAAUCGACAAGCUAUUUGCAUCAUAA
Messenger RNA from Adineta ricciae, 3087 nucleotides. The record is from the annotation of a GenBank genome assembly. NCBI's taxonomy places the organism in Eukaryota, Metazoa, Rotifera, Eurotatoria, Adinetida, Adinetidae.